AUCAACUUGACAGCAUGUUUCGCAAAACUUCAACCUCCAAAAUUGAUACAGGAAUCGGCAAAAAGGCAAUCCGUACCGCACCGAACGGGACCCUGUCUCUUUCACGGCCAGCUUCGAGAGGUUCUUCUAAUCAGAAACAAACCGAGCGUCCGAAAAGUGCCGGUCACUGCUGCCAAAGCUCGACUCAGCAGCAGCUGCCACGCCGUCCAUGGACCUCCAGUGUAGCCGUGGAGCCAAAGAAGCUGAUUCCGAAUCAACCAAGCCGUAUACCCGGAUAUCGUCCAGCUUAUUUGCGGGCUAAGAAAUCACUUGUGUCGAACGGCAGUGGGGGAGCCCCGGAUGACGUUGAGUGUCUUCCCCAGCUAGAAGAUGAGCAUCCUCCAGCGCUGGUUCCUAGUGAACUGUCGAGACAGACAACUUUUGUGCAACAGAGAAGCGAGGAUCAACCAAAGAACACGGCAUUUAACGAAUUGAUUCCGAAAGAUUUAGACUGUGAAGGUGUUAAGAGAAAAGAAAUGCAAAAAGAGCUCGAGAAGACUGUUCAGAAACUAUAUGAACUAGAAAUAGAAAAUUUGGAACUGAAACGAUCCAUUGCUUGGAGUCAGACUGCGCUUGAGCAGCGAGAUGACCGGAUCAGGGAGCUGGAAGGAUUUAUGGUUGACGUUCGAGUCGAGCUGUUUAGACUGUGCUCGGCGCUAGAAAGUCGUGAGCUGGAGAAUGAAGAGCUGAAAAAACGACUGACCGAAGCGAAGGAUACCGAAGAAUUGAAUAGCAAAAUUUUACAACUUACCGCGGAACUCACAAGAUUGCGAGAAGAAAACGAAACUCUUCGGAAGCUGCAAAAUCAUUUUGAUACCGAUUUCAAAGAGAUUGACGAAGAGUUAAUAACUCCGGGAGAGUUACCCGAUGGAUCGGUGGAGCCAAGUUCGGAACACGGUAGACAGCAAAUCGCCAUAGACCGACUUGAACGCAAACUGAACAAAUACCGGGUGGCUCGUGCAAAGCUGAGAGAUAUGUUGGAUCUGCUGACAGAGGACAAUCAUCGGUUGAGAUCUAUUAUGUGAGUAAGGGACAUGUUUUGGGAUAGGAUCGAAGCUG
Messenger RNA from Topomyia yanbarensis, 1098 nucleotides. RefSeq names its product chromosome partition protein Smc-like. The record is from RefSeq and is a predicted model, not a curated record. NCBI's taxonomy places the organism in Eukaryota, Metazoa, Arthropoda, Insecta, Diptera, Culicidae. Bases 15 to 1064 code for a protein of 349 amino acids. The transcript is spliced from 3 exons.